Messenger RNA from Trichoderma gamsii, 4716 nucleotides. RefSeq lists its product as hypothetical. The transcript has 3 exons. The record is from RefSeq and is a predicted model, not a curated record. Gene Ontology annotation, molecular function: protein binding. NCBI's taxonomy places the organism in Eukaryota, Fungi, Ascomycota, Sordariomycetes, Hypocreales, Hypocreaceae. Bases 1 to 4716 code for a protein of 1571 amino acids.
AUGCCGGAUUUCAAGAAUUUUAAGAAGCUCCUUCGACCAUUUGAUAAAUUGCGCGAAACACGCAGAUCUUCGAGGGAGGCCGAUGUCCGCACUCGAGAGAAUAACGUGAAAUCGCCAACUACAGAUCCCCCGAGAGAAAAUGAUGCGGCACAUAUGGAGCAACGUGAGGACCAAAAUCCGCCAUCCGUGACCAUCGAGCGUCCAGGAGAGCAACAGCCGGCUACCGAGCAGCAUGACUCCCUGUUACCCGAUCCAGCACCGUUCAGUAACGCAAUUGAUUUGCCUGAAAUAGCGGAAGCUUCCACCACCCCGUCUGGAAGUAGUAUCUGGAAUGAGGCUUACGAUAGCCUGAAAGCAGAAGAGCCCAAGCUGGUGCAAGCAUAUGAGAAGAUCCUAUCCAUAGAAAUAAAUGGAAAUCCGGAUGCUUCCACAAAUCAUAAAUCCGAUAAUUAUCUCAUCGAAAAAGAGGAUGUAUCAUUUAGAAAGGCGCAGAUGUACCAACUGAUCGACAAUGGCUUGGAAAAAACCAGGCACGAAACGAAUAUCAAGGACAACAUAGGCUCAGCGAUGAAAAUUGCCAACGCAACGAAGAAAAUGAUUGGGGACACAAUCAAAGACAUACCGCAAGCCGCUCUUCCCUGGGCUAUAGUUUGCGUUUCGCUCGAGAUACUAUCCGGUCCUCUAUUGCAAACCGAAACCAAUCGUUCAGCAGUUGAAUAUGUUGGAGACACACUGGCGUGGUACUGGGAAAAUGCGACGCGUCUUUUCGAUAACGAUCAAGCAGAAAGUUAUUUGGAAGGCUUUCAACGCCAGUUACGGACAGCGUUUGUCCGAUUUUACAAAAAGCUUCUACAAUUUCAAAUGAAAAGCAUCUGCGACUACUACAGGCACCGAGGCUUUGUUUUCUUCCGGGAUCUCAUGAAGUUUGAUGACUGGGAUGGUAGUGCCAAAUCUAUUCGAGAGGACGAUGAGUCUCUUCGCAAGAGGAUCAAUGAGUUUCUACAUCAUAAAAUGGAAUCGCAUCUUGAAAGUUUGACUCUUCGAUUUAAAGCAUAUGAAAGGACGCAAGAAGAUCAGCAAUGCCUUAAAGACUUGUUCAUCACUGACCCACGCGAUGACAUGAAGCGUAUUGAAAGAACCAAGGGAGGGCUAUUCGAAGACUCAUAUCAAUGGAUUUUUGGAAACACGAAAUACCAAGAGUGGCACAAGAAUGAUCUAAACCGGUCUCUUUGGCUUAGCGGCGAUCCAGGCAAAGGGAAAACUAUGCUUCUUUGCGGUAUCAUCCAGGAAUUGAUGCGACAGUCAGGUCCGAAUCUGAUGACAUUCUUUUUCUGCCAGGCCACAAUUCUGAGCAAUAGCGACUACGUAUCCGUUUUACGCAGCCUCAUUUGGUUGCUGGCAAACCAGCAACCUUCUCUGAUAUCCUAUAUCAGAAGCUCAUACGAUAAAGCUGGCCAAGCUCUCUUUAACGGAGCAAAUGCUUGGGACAAACUGUCACAAAUCUUUAGCGACAUGCUGUGCGACAGCAGACUGCCACCAGUCUACAUCAUUGUCGACGCGCUUGAUGAGUGCACCACAGGCCGGACGGAGUUCUCACAUCUCAUUCAGAAGCUUUCGACGUCGCCGAAAGUCAAGUUGCUAGUAUCCAGUCGCAACUGGCCCGAAAUUGGGGGCCAGUUGAUUAAUGAGAUGAACCUUAGCCUUGAAGUAAAUGCUGGGCUUGUUGAAACGGCAGUGGAGUUGUACAUUUCUUAUAAAGCAUCCCAACUAUUCAUUCUACGUGACGAUCCCCAGUUGAAAGAGGAAAUUUGUCAUCGAAUGCGAAUCAAGGCGAACGGUACAUUUCUAUGGGUUGCAAUCGUCUUUAAAAGUCUUGAAUCGAUAAGAUAUUAUGACGAUAACUCAGAAGUCCUAGAAAUGAUAGACGAAAUGCCUGAGGAUCUGAUACAACUUUACGCUACCAUGCUGCAGCGAAUUGCUGUUUUAGAAGGAGAAAGCGCAAAACUGUGUCAAACCACUCUUGCUAUUGCAACAUUGGUAUAUAGGCCGUUACAUCUCAACGAGCUUUCGACCCUAGCGGGAUUCCAGAGACGUUUGAAGAGACUACCUCAUAUAGAAGAGUUGAUAAAGGACUGUGGCUCGUUCUUGACUGUUCAAGAAAACAAAAUCUACUUCAUACACCAAUCUGCGAAGGAUUACUUAGCCAGCGACGUUUCAUCACAAUCUUCUAUAUUCCCUAAUAGAAGAGAUAAAGUUCAUUAUAGUAUCGUUUCAAAUUCAUUGGACGCUAUGUCGCAGAUACUGCGAAAGAACAUCUACAAUCUGGAACACCCGGGAACUCUCAUCGAUGACAUUUGCCCGCCAAAAGAUAAUCCUUUGGACACCAUACUCUAUUCUUGCGCCCAUUGGGUUGCCCAUUUGUGUGAAAUAGAUGCUCAAAGCCCCUUGGAUAGUCUUAUUGACAAAGAGAAACUUUUGGGCUUUUUUAAGGCACACUUUCUCCAUUGGCUAGAGGCGCUUAGUUUGACACGAAAUCUAUCAGUUAACAUACACCACAUCAAACGGUUCCAUAAAGUGCUAAAAAAGUCUGCGGAGGAUGAGCUUCAAAAACUUAUGUAUGAUGCAAGCCGAUUCAUUCAGUACCAUUCUCAAAUUAUUGAAACUGCACCACUGCAGGUAUAUUCUUCAGCAAUUCUAUUCAGCCCUACGGAAAGUUCGGUGCGUUCCAACUUCAUUGGCAAGUUAUCUUCUUGGAUAACAUCAAAGCCUGUAAAAGAUACCCAUUGGAGCCCCUGUCUGCGAAAAAUCGAAACCAAGGAUUCAGUGGCAGCGGAUACUAGAGACACAGAUCUCUUGAUCGUGGAAAAAAAUUCUAACAAAGUCGUAACUUGGGACAUGACUCUAGGACAGCGAAUUCACAUCUUCAACCACACAGAAAUCGUUCGCGACGCAGUGUUCUCAAGCGAUUCGAAGUGUGUGCUGACCGCUACUUUUAAUCAAUUGAUAUCCUGGGACAUAACCUCUGGCAAAAUGAUACGAGAAAUUGAUAUUCCGGGGCUAUAUGCUACUGCUGCCCUUCUCAAAAUUUCCAAAGAUGGGAAAUUUAUAGCGGCGGCAGUGGGACAUAAAUUCGUUCAAAUAUACAAUGUAGCUGAAGACACGAAAACUCAAAUCUCUUUCGGAGAUUAUGGAUCUAUUUGGGCCAUCAAUUGGUCCAAUGAUUCCAAGUUUGUCCAUAUUGCCGCAGACAAGGUUGCACUUCUCUGGGACAUGGCUAGAGGCACACCUAAAAUGGAGUUUGAUCAAGAUGUUUUGAAAAGUAGCCAUCUCAACAUUUCGAAAGACUCUAAGCUUAUAGCUUUUAUUGACAGAGUGACCGGGGGGAUUGUCAUUUGGGACCUGAAUAAAAGCGAGAAGAUUCUGGCGAUUGUAACAGAAAGUUUUCCAAAAGAACCUUCAAACAUUGAGUUUUCAAAUGACUCCACCCUUCUCGCUAUGGCUGACGACUCUUUUGUUCGAGUCUGGGAUAUUACUACCGGGCGAUGUCGACAUAAUAUCAGAUUAGAGAGGAGAUACGCCAGCGAAUUGAGGUGGUUCAGUGGUUCAGAGGCCUUGGCCGUUAUCUUUCCUGACAGCGUCGAAAUAUAUGAUCUCACUGAGCAUAUAUACUGGGACUCCAGCAAUGAUACAGGACCAGUAAAUAAAGUUACUUUCUCGGCUGAUUCUAUGCUGGUGGCUGCUGGGAGUGCGGACCUUAAAAUCUGGAACUCGACAACUGGAAGUGAGAUUCAAACAUUUCCCGCAAUUUAUCCUCCUUUACGCUAUCAUCUACAGUUCUCUCACGACUCCACGUGCAUUUACACGUAUUACAAUGGCGGCUUGAAGUCUUGGGACAUUGCCUCAGGUAACCUGAUAUCACAUUCUUUUAAAAUCCCUACUGUGCGAAGGAAUCAGGCAGCGUUCUCAUCCGAUGGAAGAUAUUUUGCACUCGCUAAAGAUGGGGUUCAGCUAUGGAACUUGACCACAAACGAAACUUCCUCUCCUUCAAUGACUCGGCAGGCAAAAGUUACUCAGCUUGCAUUCUCCCAUAAUGCCGCAUACCUAGUCUUAGUGUCUGACGUUUUUGACGGUGUCCUAGUUACAAGUAUUAUUGACGUAUGGAAUUUAGCAACUGGAAACAGGAUAUGGACGGUGGACGAUGUUACAGACUGGAGCAAGUAUGCAGACAUACAUACGUGCGAAAUCUGUGGUGGCUGGAGUGAAUACUACCAGGACAAUUCAAUUGCUAUUUCUGAUGGCGGUAUGGUGCUUUAUGUAAGGCCAUUCAGCCAUGAGAUGGUAAUUUUGUCAGAAGGAAUGGAGAUUCUUCAGCUACCUGUUUGUUAUCAAAAACUUGAACCAUAUUUUGACAUCGAGUGGCCGUAUAUUGUUACGCAAUCUGGUCGUUUACAUCUCGAUAAGGUUAUUGCUCAAGCGGCAGAGUCUUCUCACUUUGAGAAAAUAUCCGACUACCAGUCGAUGACAGAGGGCUAUGGCAUUAGUUCUGACGACUCAUGGAUCACCUGGAAUGGAGAAAAUAUCCUCUGGCUUCCACCAGACUACCGUCCAGCAGGGAAACGAGCUAUAUCCCGUCACUGCAUUGCCAUAGGAACCAUAUCAAAAGGUGUUCCCAUUUUUAAUUUUUCUAGUCCUCCUCCUUUUGAACUCUUAUAUUAG